CCUCCCCGCCGCGGCCGCUGCUGAUGUCAGCCUCGCUCGCGCUCGCUCCUCCCGCACCCACCUCCCGGCCCCAGGCACACUGCAUCGGCGCGGACGCUCCGGCCCCGGCAAGGUGGCUGCAAACUCGCGGGCACGCACGGCGCCCGGGGAGCCGAGGGACUCGGGGGAGGGGACGCGCGCGGAAGGCGCCAGCUUCCUCCCGCCCGCCCCUGGCAGCCGCGAGCCGAGGUUGGAGGCGCCCGGGGCCCCAGGCGGGCAGAGCCGAGCGGCCGCGGCGGCGGCUUCCCUUUUCUCCCGGAGCCGAGCCCCAGAGCGGCGCGGGGACCGGCCCUAAAAAGAGCAGGAAAUCUUGUUUACCGCCUGCGGAGAGGAGCCGAUCGAGCCUUUGUCUGGAAAGUCAGCAUCUCCGGCUCCGGCUGCUAUGUGUUCCUGGUGACAUUAGCCUCGGGCAGACCCGCUGAAGGAGGGCGGUCGCCAGGUUCCCGUCUGCUUUCGGGGGCGGAUUGAGCGGGGGACUUUUGUGCAUUCGUUUUGAUUUUGGGGAACCUCUCUUUUUUUCCUCCCUCGCCCGCUGCCGGGCAUGUCCUGAUCUGGCGGCCGCUCCUACCACCUCGGGCUGAGGAGCAGAGCCGUCCCCAGCGGGUCUCCCUGCUGCCUGACUUUGCAACACCGCGUUCCGGGAGCACCGGCCUCGGCGACGGAGGAGGCGGGGAAGCCGCGAACACCCCAGACCCAAACCCUGACAUGCUACGGGGCGGAGAGGAGGAAGCCAGGAGCUGAGCGCGCCGCGGGGGCUGCUUCGCCCGCCGGCUCCGAGCGCUGGGCUCCGGGCGCCCUGCCCUGCGCCUGGGCGGCAGCCUUGCUGGUCUGGGGGGCGCCCCCCGCUUCCCGCCCUGGGGGUCCGCGGCCGGCAGGACCAUGCUGCUGAAGGAGUACCGGAUCUGCAUGCCGCUCACCGUGGACGAGUACAAAAUUGGACAGCUGUACAUGAUCAGCAAACACAGCCAUGAACAGAGUGACCGGGGAGAAGGGGUGGAGGUCGUCCAGAAUGAGCCCUUCGAGGACCCUCACCAUGGCAACGGGCAGUUCACUGAGAAGCGGGUGUAUCUCAACAGCAAACUGCCUGGUUGGGCUAGAGCUGUCGUCCCCAAAAUAUUUUAUGUUACAGAGAAGGCUUGGAACUAUUAUCCCUACACAAUUACAGAAUACACAUGUUCCUUUCUGCCGAAAUUCUCCAUUCAUAUAGAAACCAAGUAUGAGGACAACAAAGGAAGCAACGACAGCAUUUUCGACAAUGAAGCCAAAGACGUGGAGAGAGAAGUUUGCUUUAUUGAUAUUGCCUGCGAUGAAAUUCCAGAACGGUACUACAAAGAAUCUGAGGAUCCUAAGCACUUCAAGUCAGAGAAGACAGGACGGGGACAGUUGAGGGAAGGCUGGAGAGACAGUCAUCAACCCAUCAUGUGCUCCUACAAGCUGGUGACUGUGAAGUUUGAGGUCUGGGGGCUUCAGACCAGAGUGGAACAAUUUGUACACAAGGUGGUCCGAGACAUUCUGCUGAUUGGACAUAGACAGGCUUUUGCAUGGGUUGAUGAGUGGUAUGACAUGACAAUGGAUGAAGUCCGAGAAUUUGAACGAGCCACUCAGGAAGCCACCAACAAGAAAAUUGGCAUUUUCCCACCGGCAAUUUCUAUCUCCAGCAUCCCCCUGCUGCCUUCCUCUGUCCGCAGUGCGCCUUCUAGUGCUCCAUCCACCCCUCUCUCCACAGAUGCACCCGAAUUUCUGUCCGUUCCCAAAGAUCGGCCCCGGAAAAAGUCCGCCCCAGAAACUCUCACGCUUCCAGAUCUUGAGAAAAAAGCCACCCUGAAUUUACCUGGCAUGCACUCUUCAGAUAAGCCAUGUCGGCCCAAAUCAGAGUAACUUUAUAGAAAUAUCUCAUGGGGUUUUAUAUUUUCGUUUUGUUUUUUUUUUUUUUAAGAAUUUUCUGAUAGAGAAAAAGACUGCUUUGUCACUCAAACAUGUUCCUUCGAACUCUCAGUGUGCAUGUGAUUCAGUAACUUCACAUAGAAUAUGAUUACCUAAGUAUGCCAUACAGCAUCAUAUUAGAUGUAAGAUGUAAGACCUGCAAAGGACAGAAGGAAUCUUCUGUAACCACAGCUGUAAGCCAGAGAGGAAGCCUUGUUAUUGGGCAUUUGAUGAGGUUGGCAUGGACUUCAAGGAUAAAUGAAUGAAAACUUUGCACCACUUUGUUACAAGGUAUGGUAGGAAAUAGUGAAGUCAGUUUCCUCUCAUCAAAUCUAAAAUUCUCCAAAAUACUCUCAGGCGUAACAUGCUUAAUUGUUAAGUUUUGAACUGCUAAUUACCAAUACUUGAAUACCAAUAGUUACUGAGACUCCUAUUUUGGUUAGUCUGACUCAGGAUUUGGGGCCUAAUUAACUCUUUAAACUUUUGAAAAUUUUAGUCAUCAAGCUAUAGAGGCUCCAAGUGCAAUUAAUAAUAACUUAUUUAUACCUUCCACAGAAUUUAAUAAAGAUUCUACUUGUUUCCGUCUUUUAAUAACUUUCCCUUUGUGCCCUUGUGGCCUCAGAAAUCCUUAAGAAUUGCAUGGAUGAACGUGACCAUAACUGAUUUUAGAAUGGUUCAGUUUAGGAACCAAGAGGUCCAGGUGAGGCAACAGCUUUUUUCUCUACAGGUACCAAUAAACCUUGACUUGUCAGCUUCCGUCAUCCAUUAAGAUCCUCAGAAUUUGCAAUUAAUUGAAUAGAAUUCAUUUACUAUCUGCCCUCUCAAAGAAGUUCAAGGGCAGAGUAAGCUAACUGGGCUUACUAUCAGAAUGUCUGGUGCAUGAACCAUUAAAAAGAGAACUGUCUCCCAUCCCCUUCCUUGUUUUACUCUUAGUAACAUCCAGAAUUCCCUGGAACAGAUUGCCUAACCCUACCACCAGACCUUAGGAAAGACUGUCAUUCUCUUACUCCUUGCUUGAAAUACAAAUAUGGGGAAGUGACAGACAUCAAGUAACUACUGUCAAGUAAGAGGAGAGAAUGAGCGGAAUUGCUGACUCCUAUUUGUGGAGUAAAAAGGAGACGCGAUAAUAAAUUCCCUUCUGUCUAGCUUUCCUUUCUUCAACUAGUGGUAAUGCAAGAUUAGAAUCAAGGUUGACAGGAGGCAAGAUCACUCGUGGAAGUGGCAGAAAGACAAAUCUCCUUUGCUCUAAAGAGAGGAAUCUGUCACCUUUGCACCUCACUGCCUUUAAACACAGACGGGAGGGCAGGCAGAAUCUCAGCAUUGACUUUUGUCCUCUGAGAGAGGAAAAGAAGAAGGUAAUUGGGCAAAUCCAAGGCCCAUGCCCCAGCUAGCCUUCCUGAUCGUAACCUCUAACCUCAGGAAAGGGACCUUCCCAAAACACAGAUCCCAAAGGAAACAAAAUAGACCAAGGAGCAUAUUGUGCUUCUCUCACACAGCCUCUCUGCCAGUGGACCCUGCCUGCUUCCCUCUCAGUGCUCAGCACUCUGAGUAGUGUCUUUCAGGUCGAUACACUCUCCCAAGGUGCAGGCGCUGGCCCCAUGAGCCCAGCACCAAAGUUUUCUAAGUCAUAGGUCAGACUAUCAAGAUCAUUUCUUUAUCCAUAGGUUGAUAUUUAGCUUAAAAAAAAAUAAACCUAGAACUCAAAGGAAACCCAUUACAAAUAGCUUAGCUCAACAGUGUAUCUCUUCCCUAAGAAUGAUAGUAUCUUAGUAAGACACCUUCUAUGCAUGGUAUGGAAGCAUGAUUUUUGCUUGUGGGAAAACUUAAUCUUUUAUCAAACCCCUCGGACUUCUCAAUUCCUCCCUCCCCACAGUAGUACUUAAUGAAAAUGUUUUGCUUUAGAAAGCAAAAUCCUACUUUUAGAAGACACUGAAAUCAUAUAUGUAUUUGCUUACCAUUUGCAAGCUGAAAUCAAGGUGGGGUGGGGUCAUUAUUUUCAUGUAGAAUGUAUUUAUUUUGUGCAGGUUGUUACCACAUCUGGCACCUAGUUUUUCCAUUAAUAUCAUUGCUAUUUUCCCUUUUUAUAAAGUAGCUUCCGCUGUCAAGGUCAACAAUUCUAUAUGCUUUAGGAAGCUAAGGUCUAAUUUCCUUUUGUGAGUCUCAUUUCUUUUAUAACCAGUGUGAUACCACAGACAUCAGUUGCAAAGCUACCAUGAUAGUGUGAUUCUUAGCCAAAAAAAAAGUGUGUGCUCUUAAAGUAUGUUCAGUUUUUCUGUCUCCAUGUGCUUUGUGUGCAUUAAAAAGGGGCUGGGGGGGGUGCAGACAUUCCUUUAGCUGCUUUGCAAUAUUUAACCCAGUCAUCAAAAGGCAUAAAUGACUUUCAAUAUUUGAUAUAUCUUGGUUUUCAAAUAUCAUUUUACAUCCUCUAUACAUGACUUUGUUAUUGUGGAAUACAGGCCUGCCAUGGAUGUAUAUAUACAGAACAUUAAUAAUUCUUAUAAGGGUGGAAGUCAAAUGGCUGCAUGAUGGAAAUUAGAAGAAAAAAAAAGCAGAAACUUGAAUUUGCUAAGCAUGUUUGGGGGGAAAUAGAACUCUUAACUCAGUGCCUCUGUCUGCGAUAGGGAAACCUUCAACUUUGUUCACCAAAAUUGUAUUAUACCUGUGUAUAUAUAUAUAUAUAAAUAUGAAUAUAGUAGAGUGAAUCAGACACCAUGGUUUUAAGUCUCUGGUAGCCAAGUUUAAAUAAAUAAUCUAUAGAAUAUCACAUGUUCACCAUCUCCAUCUCUGAAGUUAGUGGACUUCAUCAAAAAGACUGUAAAUUUCAUUACUCUGGGAGGAUUUCAAAUGUGAAAUGCCUCUGUGUGUUUUGUUGGCCCAAGCACAGCAUUCUUGCUUUAGCUGUGCUUUCCUAGGAUGAGAAGAUCUUGGUGUUUUUAACAUAUAAGCUUGGUUAGAAAUCACCUCUGAAGAUCAUUUCAUUCUCUCACUUUGGGCUGUUGCAAGACAAAGCAAAGGAAGAUAACAACGAAGGAAGCCCGUGACAUUUUAGUUACCACCGUUGUAACUCAGACAAUAAGGGUUUGUUGGUGAACCGACUUAUCAAGGCUUCUGUUACGGUUUUGCAUCUGUAUGUGGGGAAAAUGAUUUUAAUUUAUUUGGAAGUAUUUAUUAGCCAUGAUGUUGGUCCUGAAGAUAAAUCUCUAAGUAGCACACUUGUGGGUAUAUUAUGCAGACACUUACGAUACCUGCAAAAGUUACUGUGGUUUUUCUUUCAAGACACUGUGAUCAACAGUGAACUAAGAAGAGAUUCUGACACAUCUCGAUAAAUCAUUCUCUGCAAAAGUUUCAGGGCUAACGUAUUUAUGUCUAUUUUUAAAUUCUUUCUUUGGCAUCUCUUCAUGGCUCAGAGACAACAAGGUAAUAAAUAGGUCAUUGGCUGGCUUAGGUCAACAGGAAUUUUAAGAAGGGCCAGUGUAUAACUGACUCUACAUAUAAUGUGUAAUCAGAUAAUCCAAUAGAGAGGAGUUGCCCAAAUGGCUUUAGUACCUUUCUGAUCAUCUGACUCAGCAGGCUAGGAGACAGUCUGUCAUCUGAGCCAUAGUUCAUGAGAUUUAAAAAGUCUGUCCAGUGACUGCAAUCUGGUUAUAAACAAACUAUUUUAAACUAUUCAUUCUUGCUGAAACUGAAGUGUACACAAUAGCACAGUGUUGGCAUGCUGAGGCAAAACAUUGGGUUUUGUGUUCUACCUUCGAAACAAUCCAUUUGCAUUUGAAAUAUAAGUGUUUAAGCUUUUAGGCAUUAGUGUAAUAAGGGAACAUGAAUACGUUGGGAAAUUUUCAGAUGCCAUUAAUAAUUGUAAUUUUGUUGUUAAAUUAACAAGUCCUUUAGGAUAAGCCUCUUGAUGUUUUUGCUUUAAACUGAAAGCAUGUCUGUUGAACUGCAAAUCCCCCUUCAGUUUCUAUGUAUCACCCAGAAGAGGUUCUUUGAGUUGCUGUUGUACCUAUACCAUUCACAUGUAGUGUCAAGUGUAAUUUUGUGUUUACACUCAAGCUGGGAUCUUGACUGGUUAAAUUAAUCCACAUACCACUGCCACUGCUGAAGGACCAGGUGUUGGCAUACACAGCGUUACAGACUAUAAGCAAAGCAAACAAAAGUUGAUCCUCACAUAUGCCAUCCUUCUGUGUCAUUUUGUGGCUGUUCUGCGUUUAUCUCCCUAGUUAUUUAUUAUUGUUAAUAACUUACUUUUUCUUACGUUCUGUUGUAAAUAAAAUAUGAAGCAAUCUUC
Molecule: messenger RNA, 6247 nt
Organism: Callithrix jacchus (white-tufted-ear marmoset)
Lineage: Eukaryota; Metazoa; Chordata; Mammalia; Primates; Cebidae
Gene: PITPNC1
Product: phosphatidylinositol transfer protein cytoplasmic 1
Biological process (GO): phospholipid transport
Cellular component (GO): cytoplasm
Molecular function (GO): phosphatidylinositol transfer activity; phosphatidylinositol binding
Source: RefSeq, a predicted model, not a curated record